Molecule: messenger RNA, 1951 nt
Organism: Talpa occidentalis (Iberian mole)
Lineage: Eukaryota; Metazoa; Chordata; Mammalia; Eulipotyphla; Talpidae
Product: interferon-induced protein with tetratricopeptide repeats 2-like
Biological process (GO): defense response to virus
Cellular component (GO): cytosol
Molecular function (GO): protein binding
Source: RefSeq, a predicted model, not a curated record
UGCAGAAAAAACAGUCAGAAGUAACAACGGAUGUUUCCAUAAAUAGGCCUUUUUAGGAUGUAUUUGAGGUGGAGGAGGAAGAUUGCUGAAGAGUCCAGGAAACUAAACUGCAGUCUUUCAGAAGAGCGUGAUGAUCAUGAGUGAGACCAGGAAGAACUCCUUGGAGAGCAGUCUACAACAGUUAAAAUGCCAUUUCACCUGGAAGUUGGUAGAGGGAGAAAAUUCCUUGGGUUAUUUUGAAGACAGAGUGUGUAACCAGAUUGAGUUCCAAAACACUGAGUUCAAAGCUACAAUGUGCAACCUGUUGGCCUACAUAAAACACUGCAAGGGCCAAACCGAAGCAGCCCUGGAAUGCCUAAAGCAAGCUGAAGAGUUCAUCCAACAGGAGCACACUAACCAAGCAGAACUCAGAAGUCUGGUCACCUGGGGAAACUAUGCCUGGGUCUACUAUCACCUGGGAAGACUCUCAGAAGCUCAGACUUAUGUAGACAAGGUGAAACAAGUUUGUGAGAAGUUUUCAAAUCCUUACAGUAUUGAGUGUCCUGAGAUGUAUAGCGAGGAAGGGUGGACACGGUUAAAGUGUGGAGAUAAGCAAAAUGAAAGGGCAAUGGUGUGUUUUGAGAAGGCUCUGGAAAGGAAACCAGAGAACCCAGAAUUCACCAGUGGACUUGCAAUUGCAACUUAUCGUCUGGAGGACAGACGACUCCGUAAGAAUCCCACUGAACCUCUGCAUGAAGCCAUUCGACUAAAUCCCAACAACCAGUAUCUUAAAGUCCUCCUGGCUCUGAAACUGCAAAGGAUGAAUGAAGAAGAUGAAGGAGAGAGGUUAGUUGAAGAGGCCUUGGAGAAUGCCCCGUGUGCAACAGAUGUGAUUCGCCAGGCAGCAAAGUUUUAUCGAAGCAAAGGUGACCUGGACAAAUCUAUGGAACUGCUAGAAAAGGCUUUAGAAUAUAUGCCUGACAAUUCUCAUGUUCAUUUCCAUAUGGGAUACUGCUAUAGAGAAAAAGCCUUCAACAUGGAAAAUAUGGGCAUAUAUGAAAUGUAUGGAGAAAGAGAGAAGUUUCAGGAACUAAUAGCACAAGCUAUUUAUCAUUUUAAAAUAGCUGAAGAGAGUAAUGGAAACUAUUUCUCUGUCUGCUCCAUUCUUGCCACCCUCUAUAUAAUAGCAGGUCAGUAUAAAGAAGCAGAGAAUUACUUUCAAAAAGAAUUCAGCAAAGAACUUCAUCCCAUAGCCAAACAGAGGCUCUAUCUGCGUUACGGCAACUUUCAGUUGUAUCAAAUGAAGUGUGAGCACAAGGCCAUCCACCAUUAUAUGGAGGGUGUGAAAAUACACCAGCAAUCCACUGAGAAAGAAAAAAUGAAAACUAAACUGCAAAAAAUUGCCAGGAAGAGGCUUUCUGUAAACCAAGCAGAUGCCAAGGCUUUGUGCCUUUUAGAGUUCCUUCAGGAGCAGGAUGGAGAAAUGCAGCCAGCAGGUGACAACUCUGAGAGGGGUUGGGACUCUGGCCUCAUCCCAUUAGUGUCUUUAGCUGAGAAAUGAGGCCGAGGGAGACGGCACCCACAGAGAGGUGGGAGGGAGCUGAGCCCCAACACCAAGUGAGAUUCAACACAUUAAUAACUGGUAUGGCAAAUAUAUGGAGUAGACAUUGGGCAUGGGCUUUGUAAGACAUUAGAUCUUAAUUAUUCUUACCUUUAAAAAAGAAAUGAUAGCUAUGCUAUGUGAUACAAAGAUUAUCAUCACUACAGUGGCAAUCAUAUUACAAUAUGUGAAUGUAUCAAUCCACAUGUCCGCCUUAAAUAGACACAAUGCUCUACAUCACUACAUUUCAAUAAAUACACAUAUACAAUAACAUUUUCAUUAAGUAAUGAAAGCAAUGUCUAAAAUUCAAGCAUCUGAAAAUUAAAUUCCAACUACUGUAUCACUAGUUUCCGUAUUAUUGUUGUAUGUACU